Molecule: messenger RNA, 1438 nt
Organism: Phaedon cochleariae (mustard beetle)
Lineage: Eukaryota; Metazoa; Arthropoda; Insecta; Coleoptera; Chrysomelidae
Source: the annotation of a GenBank genome assembly
GGUUUAUUUAUGCGGUGGAAAAGAUGAAUAUUUUUUAGGUGUGGCUGAUUGCAAAUUUUUAAAUUUCCUGUAGCAUCAAAAUGGAUGGGAAAUUACCAGCUUGUGUUAUUGAUGUAGGAACUGGAUACACAAAAUUAGGAUUUGCGGCGAAUAAGGAACCUCAGUUCAUCAUCCCUUCAGCCAUUGCUAUCAAAGAAACUGCGAAAGUAGGUGACACAACUUCUAGAAGAUUGAAUAAAGGUGUGGAAGAUUUAGAUUUUUUCAUAGGGGAUGAAGCAUUUGAUGCUACUGGAUAUGCAAUAAAAUAUCCAGUAAGACAUGGCCUUGUUGAAGACUGGGACCUGAUGGAAAAAUUCCUUGAACAAUGCAUUUUCAAAUACCUACAUGCUGAGCCAGAAGAUCACUAUUUUCUUUUAACAGAACCUCCAUUGAACACCCCUGAAAAUAGAGAGUAUAUAGCAGAGAUAAUGUUUGAAUCCUUCAAUGUCCCAGGGCUGUAUAUAGCAGUGCAAGCAGUGCUAGCUUUAGCUGCAAGUUGGGCUAGUAGGAGUAUAGAGGAAAGAACACUAACAGGGAUUGUCAUAGAUAGUGGAGAUGGUGUUACUCAUGUUAUUCCAGUAGCAGAAGGUUAUGUCAUUGGCAGUUGCAUAAAGCACAUUCCAAUUGCUGGCAGAAACAUAACCUAUUUCAUCCAGUCCCUCCUGAGAGAACGAGAAAUCGGAAUUCCACCUGAACAAUCCCUAGAAACUGCCAAAGCAAUUAAGGAAAAAUAUUGCUAUAUCUGCCCAGACAUAGCCAAGGAAUUCGCAAAGUAUGACAGCGAUCCGGGCAAGUGGAUGAAAAGGUACGACGGCUCGAAUUCGGUGACUAAACAACCGUUCGCCGUCGACGUCGGCUACGAGCGCUUCCUCGGCCCGGAGAUAUUCUUCCACCCGGAGUUCUCCAACCCGGACUUCACCAUUCCCCUCUCGCAGAUCGUCGAUGACGUCAUCCAGAAUUGCCCGAUCGACGUGCGGCGACCGUUGUACGACAACAUUGUGCUUUCGGGGGGCUCCACCAUGUUCAAGGACUUCAGCAGACGGCUGCAGAGGGACAUCAAAAGGACUGUGGACGCGAGGCUGAAGCUUAGCGAGACUUUGGGAGGGGGUCGGUUGAAGCCAAAACCAAUUGAUGUUCAAGUAGUGUCUCAUCAUAUGCAGAGGUAUGCAGUUUGGUUCGGAGGAAGUAUGCUGGCGUCAACGCCUGAAUUUUACACCGUCUGUCACACAAAGGAAGAUUAUGAAGAAUAUGGUCCUAGCAUCUGCAGGCACAAUCCAGUAUUUGGAACAAUGACGUAAUUUAUUUUUUUAUAUAUUUUUUUUUUAUCAAUUAUAUUGAGAGAAUUAUGAUUAUAAACUAAAAUAUAAUGUUUAAGCUUCAAUUCAUGAAGAAGUUUUCG